Arachis ipaensis is the source of this 3144-nucleotide messenger RNA. Its product is annotated as receptor like protein 24-like. The record is from RefSeq and is a predicted model, not a curated record. Lineage: Eukaryota; Viridiplantae; Streptophyta; Magnoliopsida; Fabales; Fabaceae. Gene Ontology annotation, molecular function: protein binding.
UUAUGAUCUGAGUCGUAUAAAACCAUCAAGGAAUAAUCAAUAAUGAUGUUGGUGGUUGUUAGAGUGGUGGUGUGUGUCCACAUAUUUAUGCUGUUUCACUUUGCAUGUUUGUCUUCUCAUUCAUGCCAUUCAGAGGAGAGCUCUGCAUUGCUUCACUUCAAAACCCAACUCAUUACUAACACUACCUUUUAUGAUUAUUAUUAUGCUAAUUUCUGCCCCUAUGUUUAUCCAAAGAUGAGGACGUGGGAGAAUGGGACAGAUUGUUGUUCAUGGAUGGGUGUCACGUGUGAUUCUCUGUCUGGUCACGUGAUUGGCCUCGAUCUAAGUUGCAGUGCACUUGUAGGUAUAAUCCAUCCUAACAGUACACUUUUCCAUCUUACUCGUCUUCAAACACUCAAUUUUGCUUACAAUUAUUUCUAUAAUUCUCAGUUGUCAUCUCAGUUUGGUGAGUUUGUGAGUCUCACACACUUGAAUUUAUCUAGUUGUGGGUUUGAAGGUGAUAUUCCUUCUCAAAUCUCACACCUUUCCAAAUUACAGUCACUUGAUCUCUCUUUGAAUUAUGGUUUAAAGUGGGAAGAAACAACUUGGAAGAGGUUGCUGCAAAACACAUCUUUAAGAGAGAUUGUAUUGGAUCAAACAGAUAUGAGUUUAAUUGGUCCAACACCAAAUCCUUUGUCUUUGAUCGCCAACUUGUCUUCCACUUUGGUUACUCUCAGUCUUGGUUAUACUAGAAUAAGAGGUUCUUUGACAAGUGACAUAUUCUGUUUACCCAAUCUUCAACACCUCAUUCUAACAGGGAAUGAAUUGUCAGUCCAUCUUUCCGAGUUGAGUUGUACCACUUCUCUUAGUAUCUUGGAUCUUUCAGAUUGUGGGAUCCAAGGGCCUAUCUCUUCAUCAUUCUAUAAUCUAACACACCUCACUUCCUUGAAUUUGGCGGAUAAUCAACUCAACGGUUCAAUCUCGUCAUCACUUUUAAACCUUCAGCGUCUCACUCACCUUGAUCUUUCAAGGAAUGAGCUUAGUGGUCAAAUUCCAAAUGUGUUUGAUAAGCUAACCAAGUUGCAAACUCUCUCUCUUAGUGAUAAUAAUUUCCAAGGAAAGUUGCCAUCUUCAUUGUUUACAUUAACUCAACUCUCUCAAUUAGAUUGUUCUUCUAAUCAAAUUGAAGGGCCACUACCCAAACAAGUAGCCUUUUCAAAUCUCAUUGAAUUAUUCCUAGAAGACAACUUAUUAAAUGGGACAAUUCCGCCAUCAAUUUUAUCCCUCAAGUCUUUGAGAUCUUUGGAUUUAUCAAAUAAUCGAUUCAUAGGGUAUAUAAGCAGUGAAAUCACAUCUUAUUCCUUAGAAUAUCUAUUCCUGUGUGGCAAUAAGCUUCAAGAAAACAUUCUAGAAUCAAUUUCUCAUUUUGUAAAUCUUACAUAUUUGUGCUUGUCCUCAGACAAUUGGAGUGGUACUGUUCACUUUCAACUCUUUUCUAAGCUCCAAAAAUUGGAGUAUCUUUCUCUUUCAGGUUGCAAUUCAUUAUUGCUAGAAUCUGAAACAAGUAUGAAUUACACUUUUUUGAAUUUGUAUGCACUACAGUUAUUUUCUAACAAUAUCAUUGGUUGGUCAAAGUUCUCAGGAAAAUUUCCACAAUUGGAAUUUCUUGAAUUGUCCAAUAAUAAACUUGAAGGAAAGAUACCCAAUUGGAUACAUGAUAUACCCUCAUUAUGUCAUUUGAAACUCUCACACAACAUGAUCACAUCAAUAGGUCAUCAAUUCCCAUGGUAUCACUUUGAAUACCUUGAUCUUAGCUUCAAUUUGAUGGAUGAUGACAUUUCUUCCUUCUUUUGUAAUACAACCUCUUUGGAAGUUAUCAACUUGUCCCACAACAGAUUCACAGGAACAUUUCCACAGUGUCUUGCCAAUACCUCAUCCCUUGUAGAUUUGGAUAUACAGAUGAACAAACUUCAUGGCAAUUUAUCAGAUAAUUUUAAGCAACUUCAACUUGAAACACUGAAUCUCAAUGGCAACCAGUUUGAAGGUUUAUUGCCGAAAUCUUUGUCCAGUUGCACAUAUCUUGUGGAUUUAGAUCUCGGUAAUAAUCAAUUUGAGGAUACAUUUCCUGAUUGGCUCCAAAAUCUAUCAAGUUUGGAAAUACUGGUCUUAGGAGGCAAUAAGUUGUAUGGUCCCAUUGCCAAUUUGAAAUCUGAAAAUAUAUUUCCAAGUUUGAUUUAUCUUGACAUAUCAUGUAAUAACUUUAGCGGCUCAUUACCAAAAGCAUACAUACAAAAUUUUCAAGCCAUGAAAAUUGUGGGUGAUGAAGUGCAACGCAGGUUGGUAGAUUAUAUUGACACUAGUUUUGGAGCUAUAGUGGGCAACAUUCUUCCAGAAUAUGAUAAUUCCGUAAUUGCAACAGUGAAAGGAACCAAUACCCCUUUUGCCAAAAUUCCAACAACCUUUGUAAAUAUAGAUUUGUCAGAGAACAAAUUUGAAGGAGAGAUUCCAGAUGAUUUUGGGGAGCUUCAUGGACUCAUAGGCCUCAACCUUUCUCAUAACAGACUUGUUGGUCAUAUUCCCCACUCUUUGGGAAAUUUGACAAAUCUAGAAUCAUUGGAUCUCUCCUCAAAUAUGCUUACUGGGGAUAUUCCUACUGAAUUGGCAAAUCUGAACUUUCUUGAAGUCUUGAGUCUUUCCCAAAACCAGUUGGUGGGACCAAUACCCAGAGGAAAACAGUUUGAUACAUUUUCAAACGAUUCCUAUGAGGGAAACAUGGGGUUGUGUGGAUUUCCAUUGUCAAUUCAAUGCAAUAAUGUCUCUUUGCAACAAUGUCCAUCUUCUGAGGCUGAAGACAAAUUUGGAUUUGGAUGGAAACCAGUGGCAAUAGGAUAUGCAUGUGGAGUGGUGCUUGGAAUUGGCUUGGGAUUUUGUGUUUUCUCAAUUGGAAAGCCUCAAUGGCUUGUGAUCAUCUUUGGAGGCAAAAGAAUCAAAAGAAGGAGCCGUGGAAAUCGGCGUGCAAGAACAACUUAAUGGCCACAACUUCUUCUUCUUCUUGGGGCCACUCUCAAGUUCAUUGUUGCAUGGGAAAUUUGUUUCAGAUGUUGGUUAUUACUGUUGUGUCUUUUUAUAUUUUUUUUUUUUGUUUUGUGAUUGUAAUUUUCUUUU